UUCUAAAACAUUUAAUAGCAUCAGUCAUGUCUCUCAGGGGUUUUAUAUUUUGCUGUUUGAUUGCAAUUAGCAUAGCACAGGAUGAGACUAAUAAUAAGUUUUUUCCUGAAGACUUCCUGUUUGGUGCAGCCACAGCUUCCUAUCAAGUAGAGGGUGCAUGGGAUGAAGAUGGCAAAGGUGAAAAUAUUUGGGAUCGCUUUACGCACUCUUAUCCUGAAUUAAUUGCUAAUAAUGACACAGGUGAUGUAGCUUGUGAUUCUUAUCACAAGUACAAAGAAGACGUGGCUAUGUUGAAAGAAUUAGGUGUUGAUUUUUAUCGAUUUUCUCUAUCCUGGUCAAGGAUACUUCCUACAGGGUUUGUAAACAAAAUUAAUCUUCCCGGAGUGACGUACUACAAGAACCUAAUCAAAGAACUAAAAGACAACGGCAUCGAGCCCCUGAUCACCAUAUACCACUGGGAUCUGCCGCAACCCUUGCAGGACUUAGGAGGAUGGACAAGCGAGGUCAUGGUAGAAGCUUUCGCUGAAUACGCUAGACUAAAUUUCGAACUCUUUGGAGACAACGUAAAAUACUGGUUGACAUUUAACGAACCCAUACAAACUUGCCUAGUAGGUUAUGGUCAAGGGUAUUUUCCCCCACGAAUUGCAUCGCCAGGAAUAGGAGAAUAUAUAUGUACUCAUCAUGUACUCAAGGCUCAUGCUAGAACUUGGCAUAUAUAUGACCAAGAAUUCAGAGCUACACAGAAUGGGCAAGUAUCAAUCACUAUUCCUGUUGGUUGGGAGGAACCCGCAUCUGACAGUGAAGAAGAUAUAGCUGCUGCUGAAAGAGCAUUACAAUUCAUUUAUGGAUGGUACGCAAAUGCUAUUUACAACAGCGACUACCCAGAAAUAAUGAAGACCCGCAUUGCAGAACGUAGUUUAGCUGAAGGCUUCAACCAGUCCCGUCUUCCAGCAUUCACCGACGAAGAAAUCGCCUACAUUAGCGGCACUUUCGAUUUCAUGGGUAUCAAUAUGUAUACUUCGUCCAUAGCAGAAGCUAUGGACGAAGUACCAAUCGGAGAACCAAAUUACAAUUACGAUUUAGGUGUUAAAAACUACCAAUCAGAUGAUUGGGAGUCAUGCUCCGCUUCUUGGUUGAAGGUUACCCCAUGGGGAAUGAGAAAAAUUUUAAACUGGUUUAAGAAGACAUACAACAAUCCAAAAAUUAUAAUCACAGAAAAUGGUAUCGCAGAUGACGGUUCCACCUUAGAAGAUGAUCAGAGAGUCCGUUACUACAGGGAUUAUCUCAGCAAUGUAAGAAGUGCUAUGGAAGAUGGAGUGAAUGUAAUUGGCUACACUGCAUGGAGUCUUAUGGAUAACUUCGAAUGGCUUGGGGGUUAUACGCAAAAAUUCGGCCUCUUCCUUGUAGACUUCGACAACAUUAAUAGGACUAGAACGCCUAAAUCAUCUGCGGCUUACUACAAGAAAGUUGUUGAGACCCAUUGUUUAGUAGACACCUGUGAGGCAUAAGCAAAUGUUUAAAUAUCUUGUUUUAUAGUUAUUUUCUAAUGAAACGAAAGAAAAUCACAAUAUUUUUUUAAUUACAAAAAUCCAUCAGUUGUAAAAUUUUAGAAAAAUUAUGAAAGUAGAAUAUAAUACACAAAAUUCCUGCAAUUA
Messenger RNA from Anoplophora glabripennis (Asian longhorned beetle), 1655 nucleotides. RefSeq names its product myrosinase 1-like. The record is from RefSeq and is a predicted model, not a curated record. Gene Ontology annotation, molecular function: beta-glucosidase activity. Bases 27 to 1508 code for a protein of 493 amino acids. The transcript has 9 exons. NCBI's taxonomy places the organism in Eukaryota, Metazoa, Arthropoda, Insecta, Coleoptera, Cerambycidae. Gene Ontology annotation, biological process: carbohydrate metabolic process.